Messenger RNA from Pan troglodytes (chimpanzee), 1550 nucleotides. It is a transcript of the gene PRSS41, whose product is annotated as serine protease 41. The record is from RefSeq and is a predicted model, not a curated record. Lineage: Eukaryota; Metazoa; Chordata; Mammalia; Primates; Hominidae. Bases 259 to 1263 code for a protein of 334 amino acids. The transcript has 5 exons. Gene Ontology annotation, molecular function: serine-type endopeptidase activity. Gene Ontology annotation, biological process: proteolysis.
AGCCAGGACCCCCGGGCUGCAGACAAGAAAAGGACUGUGGGGUCCACCGGGUCUGGGCCACAUCAAGGAAUGUGGUUGAAGACCCGCCCCUAGGAGCUGAAAGCCAGGGCGCUACCAGGCCUGAGAGGCCCCAAACAGCCCUUGGGCCCGGUUUGGGAGGAUUAAGCUGGAGCUCCCAACCCGCCCUGCCCCCAGGGGGCGCCCCCGGUCCGGCGCGAGAGGAGGCAGAGGGCGCGCCAGGCCGCGGGAGAGGAGGCCAUGGGCGCGCGCGGGGCGCUGCUGCUGGCGCUGCUGCUGGCUGGGGCUGGACUCGGGAAGCCGGGUGAGCUCGGGGCGCUACUGGCGGGACCGGGGGCAGCGGGGAGGCCGGGAGGUGGAGGCCGCGGGGGUCACUUCUUGUGUCCUGCAGAGUCGCAGGAGGAGGAGCUGUUGUCAGAGGCCUGCGGCCACCGGGAAAUUCACUCGCUGGUGGCGGGCGGAGUGGAGUCCGCGCGCGGGCGCUGGCCAUGGCAGGCCAGCCUGCGCCUGAGGAGACGCCACCGAUGUGGAGGGAGCCUGCUCAGCCGCCGCUGGGUGCUCUCGGCUGCGCACUGCUUCCAAAAGCACUACUAUCCCUCCGAGUGGACGGUCCAGCUGGGCGAGCUGACUUCCAGGCCAACUCCUUGGAACCUGCGGGCCUACAGCAGUCGUUACAAAGUGCAGGACAUCAUUGUGAACCCUGACGCACUUGGGGUUCUACGCAAUGACAUUGCCCUGCUGAGACUGGCCUCUUCUGUCACCUACAAUGCGUACAUCCAGCCCAUUUGCAUCGAGUCUUCCACCUUCAACUUCGUGCACCGGCCGGACUGCUGGGUGACCGGCUGGGGGUUAAUCAACCCCAGUGGCACACCUCUGCCACCUCCUUACAACCUCCGGGAAGCACAGGUCACCAUCUUAAACAACACCAGGUGUAAUUACCUGUUUGAACAGCCCUCUAGCCGUAGUAUGAUCCGGGAUUCCAUGUUUUGUGCUGGUGCUGAGGAUGGCAGUGUAGACACCUGCAAAGGUGACUCAGGUGGACCCUUGGUCUGUGACAAGGAUGGACUGUGGUAUCAGGUUGGAAUCGUGAGCUGGGGAAUGGACUGCGGUCAACCCAAUCGGCCUGGUGUCUACACCAACAUCAGUGUGUACUUCCACUGGAUCCGGAGGGUGAUGUCCCACAGUACACCCAGGCCAAACCCCUCCCAGCUAUUGCUGCUCCUUGCCCUGCUGUGGGCUCCCUGACUCCUGCAGCCAUUCUGAGUGCACCAGAAACUGUGAGGCUGCAGUGGGGACCACAGUAUUGGCUCACCUCCUCUGGGCUGUGGGCGCUUCAGGGACAGGGUUGGGACUGCCUGCUGGAUCAGAUUCCAGCCCCUUUUGUCUUGUUUGCUAAUAAAUACGUGUGCAUGUUCAAGCUGAUGCCUUGCAGAGCUUUCUGUGGACCUAAGGGGAUUUGUGGACAACUCCCUCCUCUUCACUCAUGUCCAGUCCAGGCCAAGACCCUGCCUGAACUCCUAAAUUGUUAUCCG